Procambarus clarkii (red swamp crayfish) is the source of this 1737-nucleotide messenger RNA. NCBI's taxonomy places the organism in Eukaryota, Metazoa, Arthropoda, Malacostraca, Decapoda, Cambaridae. The record is from RefSeq and is a predicted model, not a curated record.
AUGCGUGCCAUAACUCAAGAGGAAGUAGAACAGCUUGUUAAUUUGUGGGUCGAAGAGAUCGACAAUAAACUAGAGGAGUUGCUAGGGGAACAGGAAGGGUCGAGUGUCGGGAUAGAGUUGAUUUUGGGGUUUUACAUAAAUGUGGCCCUCAUCGAACACCCAAUUCGACUGGGUUCAUUCAUAGAUUACCCGGCCAAGUUACGGGGCAAAGGCCACGUAUUCAACCCCCGAGGGGAAGCCAAUAUUUUCCUUAUGCAGUGCAUCGCAGUGCACAAAUGUUUGGCCCGCGGGCUCCUUUAUAACGACAUCAAAACUCGGGCCAAAUCUGGGCGAUGGUGUCGCCGACAAGUAAGAUGGAGUAAUAAUAUAGGCACCCCGGUAUCUUUUGACGACAUCGCCAAAGUCGAAGAUUUAAACAGGUCUUCUAUAUUUAUUUAUGUUCUGGUAAAAGGAGAUAAUGGUCGUCAUUACAUUAGUUUGGCUAGAAAAGGCCGUGGGAAUUUUAAGGAUGUCAUAUCUUUACUUAUGCUGGAAGGCCAACAUUUGGUCCUCAUCAAGAACUUUACCAAAUAUGUGCGUAAUAUGAGGUCUCAUUCGGAAAACAUCCCAGCUGAUUAUGACUUUUGUCACAGCUGCCUCAUCGCCCUCCCACCCCAUCAAAUGCUCGAGCAUGAAUCAACUUGCGAGGUCAAACAAACGUUGCAUUUUCCUCCCCCUGAAAAGAAAAUAGAGUUUAAACAUUUCGGGCGAGCGUACGGGCCAAGCCACACGUGUUACUACGAUUUUGAGUGCGCCCUGCAAAAGGAUAGGCCACAGGGCAUAAUCGAAGCACGUCACAGGGCCAUUGCAUAUGCGUACAUAAUCAUAGACCGUCGCUAUAAUAUCGUAGAAAAAGAUUUCUACCUCGGGCCUAAUUCUGCAACCCAUUUUGUUAAUAAACUAUCCUCCUCGUGGGCCAGAAUAACGCGAGAACAGCCAUAUUACCAUCUGCACAUGUCCAAUGAGCAAAGGGAAAGUUACAAGAGUCAGACCAUGUGCGAGAUAUGCGACGAACCUUUCGGGCCCAAAAUCGUCAAAAAUAGACACCACGACCAUUCACUGAGCGAACAUAAUUACUUAGCCGCCCUAUGCUCUCGCUGCAAUCUCCAGUGCAAAGAUGGCUACAAAUACUUGCACGCAUUUUCACAUAAUGCGGCGUAUGAUUUAGGGGUUUUGUUAAACGAGUUAGGAAACGUGCCCAAACGCAACGUAGACAUUAUGUCCAAAGACGGGUAUAAAUUUAUGAAAGUUGACAUUGACUUUCUUAGAUUUAUGGACAGCUUAGCCUUGCUCAAUGGGUCGUUGGUCAAAUUAGCCAAGGAACACAUCGACAGUGGCAAACCUACGACGUUCACUCUCGCCAUGUUAGAUAAGGUCCCUGCUGAGACCCAUAAUUUAUUGUUAACUGGCAAACAGUCCUUUUGUUAUGAUUACGUGUCAAAUUGGGAUGUAUUAAAUGAACCGCGGCUCCCCCCCAGAGAUGCAUUUUUCAAUACCUUGACGCAGGAAGAGCUCCCUGAAAAAGAAUACAAACAAGCGUUGGAGGUUUUUAAAUUAGCCAAAUGCCGCAAUAUUGGCGAAUAUCUCGUCUUGUAUUUAAAAGUUGAUACUGGCAUUUUAGCAGACAUUUUCACGGUGUGGCGACGCACUAUGUUAGAUCUUUAUAGAUUAGAUAUUGCAUAUUACCUCUUUAUCUAG